Cajanus cajan (pigeon pea) is the source of this 1267-nucleotide messenger RNA. RefSeq names its product PRA1 family protein F3. The record is from RefSeq and is a predicted model, not a curated record. Gene Ontology annotation, cellular component: Golgi apparatus; endoplasmic reticulum. Gene Ontology annotation, biological process: vesicle-mediated transport. NCBI's taxonomy places the organism in Eukaryota, Viridiplantae, Streptophyta, Magnoliopsida, Fabales, Fabaceae.
UUAUAGAAGGGAAGUGCAAGACGUCGUUUAUGUUGCGGGCUUCAUUGAACAGUGAAGAGUCACAGUCAGUCACAGACGCGAUUAUUACACCAAAACGACACGAAGCACUUGCCCUUCAGACACGUCCUCCGGAACCUACUUCACGUUCCGGUUAGGGUUAGGGUUAGGGUUUCAAGCUCCAAACGCAAUGUCGUUCACUAACACCUCAUCACAUUCCUCUCGUUACAGCCCAAUCCCUUCCACCUCCACUCCUCCCUCACGCGCCGCCACUCCCUCCGGCUUCCCAACGCGCCGCCCAUGGGAGGAGGUCUUCGCGCUCCACUCCUUCACGCGCCCCUACUCCCUCGGCGAAGCAACGCUCCGAGUGAAGCGCAACCUCGGCCACUUCCGCGUGAACUACGCCAUGAUCGUUCUCUUCGUCCUCUUCCUCAGCCUCCUCUGGCGCCCUAUCUCCCUCAUCGUGUUCCUCGCCGUCUUCGUCGCGUGGUUCUUCCUCUACUUCUUCCGCGACGGCCCCGUGGUCCUGCUCCGCCGCACGCUCGACGACCGCCUCGUCCUUGCCGUGCUCACCGCCGUCACUGUGGCCGCGCUCGUCCUCGCCGGCGCCUGGCUGAACGUGGUGGUGUCGGUGCUCAUUGCGGCAGCGGCGGUGGCGUUGCAUGCUGUUUUUCGGAGCACCGAGGAUUUGUACGUGGAUGAAUUGGAAGUCUCCGAUGGAGGAUUGCUUUCGGUUGUUGGUGGAAGCCCUACGAAACGAACGGGGUACGCUAGCAUAUAGCUAAAUAUGAUAUUACUUAUUUCGCUUUCGUUUAAUCGUUUUUUGUAUUACUUGCGUUGCAUAUAUUUGAAGAAAAUAGAGGCUCAAUUUUUUUAGGUUUUGGUUAGACGAGAAUUUCAAUUGUAUCCAUAUUAUAGUUUUUCUUACCAGUUACCAUGUUGUUAGAAGGAAAUGGGAACGGGUUCCUUUUGUUGCUUUUUUUUUUUUAUAAUGUUUUUAGAAUGUCGUGUAAAUUCUUGGAUAGGUUGAAGAAGCAUUCAAUGUGUGUACUUUCGGUUCCAAUUCGAUGUAUGUCCUGGUUUGAUAUGUUUUUGCAUUUGUAAUAGUCUCAGCAAUAGUGAUAAAUUUUUUUUGUCGAGUGUAAAUGUAGAUAAAUUUUUGUUGCUUCGAAGUGUGAACCAUUUUGGUUAUCGUUUCUCUUGUAAUAAGUGAUGACCAUAUUAUGUUGAGAUCAAAUUAGGUUCACUCUCUUUAUCCUUUUUCUUAGUA